CCGAUCGUCAGUAGCAAUGAUCCUGUGAUGCAGAGCGGACGUACGGAACAGACAGACUCUAGUGUACCUGCCUCUACUUUCUGGAACCUAUCCUUACGGUAUGUUGGCCUCUCGCGUGUAGUCAAACCAUCGGAGUCGGACUUUCUGGUGAUACUAUAUGCUGUAUAGUCAAGUGGUGCAUUUUCUCGCAGGUCUCUUACGGAUGAAAGGGUGUGGAACAUACCUAGAAUAGAUCAACAUCAUUUUGAUAUACAUUGUCAGGAUUAUCGAAAAGGAAUUUUCUUCAUAUUAAACUCAUCGAUGAUCAUGACCUCAAUGUACACUUCGAAGUCUGUUGGCAUUGUUUAUACUUCUAAAACUUUAUGAAGCGGUGUCAUCUUUAAAAAAUCGAUUCCAAUACCAAAUGAAAUACCGAUACUAACUGCUUUAGCCUGAGACUCUCAACGACAUUAUUCGAAAACAGCAAAUACGUUACCUGCGAGAGGAAUUUAUUCAACUCGCAGACACAUUAAUCAUCACAAAAAGCACGUGCAAGGCCAUAAGGCAUAAAUAAUAUUAUUUCCAUGGCCAUUGUAAACGAUUUGGAGCUUUAAAUUUAGUUUUCGCCGGUUUUACCAGAUUUAAACAGCUUUCACAGACUGAAGAACAAGAUUGUCAAAGAUGUUGCCAUCAAGCGUCGGCCGGACAUCGGCCUGCCGUGUGGCAUCCAUGGCUCAACAGAUCCUCCACAGACAAGUUAGUACAAUGGUUAGCUCGGAACAUACAGAAGACGUCAAACCCUUUGAUCAGAUCCCAGGACCUAAAGGAGUACCCUUCUUUGGAUCACUUUUUGACUACACUGGCCUUGGCCCCUACAAGUUGGACAAACUUCACGAAGCUACUGUAGACAGAUUCCGCAACUUUGGACCGAUCUUCAAGGAGACUCUGGCAGGUGUCACGCAUGUCCACAUCAUCGACCCUACAGAUGUCCGGGAACUUUUCAGGAACGAGGGGAGGAGUCCAAAGAGAACGCCUAUAGAUGCUAUGGUCAAAUACAGGCAGACAAGGAGCAGACACAUUGGCAUGGCAAACACAGAGGGGGACGAAUGGCAGAAGCUUCGGAAACCAGUUCAGCAUCUCUUGAUGAAGCCUCACAGCGUGAAUGCUUAUAUUCCCAUCAUGGAAGAAUGUGCCGAUGACUUUGUGACGCUGAUGAGGGAAACACAAGACAUGGAAUCUAAAGAAGUGCCCGAUUUCAACCACAAAAUGCAAAGAUGGACGUUAGAAUCCACAUGUGCCAUUGUCUUUGACACAAGGAUGGGGUGUCUGAACACCGGUCUUGACAACAACCCUGAAGCCUUAGAGAUGAUCGUCUCGGUGUCCAACUUCUUUGACAGUCUCAAAGACCUUACUUUCAGCUUUCCCUUCUGGAAGUUUGGUAUCACCACAAAGGCAUGGACGAAGUUCACAGAGGCACAGGACUACUUUUUCGGAAUGUCGAAAAAGUAUGCCACAUUAGCACUUGAAAGGAUGAAGACAGCUGUCGGCACUGGAACUCAAAAUUCUGAAGGAACUUUUCUGGAAUGCCUACUGGCCCGGAGAGACUUUGAUAUUGAUAGCCUAUGUGAUCUCAUGAAUGAUCUCAUGAUUGCAGCAGUUGAAACGACAGCGAGCACUCUGGCGUUUAACCUGUACUGCUUAGCUAAGAACCCUGAUGUCCAAGAGAAGGUGUUUCAAGAGAUCAACGAAGCUAUACCACCAGGAACAAAAAUCACUGCAGAGUCAUUGCAGAAUCUUCCUUACCUCAAGGCUUGCAUAAAAGAAACUGUCAGGGUCUUCCCAACUGUUGAUGGAACGAACAGAAUACCAUCGAGAGAAAUUGCCCUUGCUGGUUACAAAAUCCCUCCGGAUACAAUCGUCCGAAUCCACUGCAUUGCCGGGCUCAUGGAAGAGUACUUUCCUUCACCAGAGAAAUACAAACCUGAAAGAUGGCUGAGGGGGGAUGCAGAGUGUGAGAACAUUGAUCCCUAUCUCAUCCUCCCAUUCGGUCAUGGUUCCAGGAUGUGUACGGGUAGGCGGAUGGCUGAACAGGACCUAUACAUCAUGCUCAUCAAGAUCAUUCAGAACUUCAAGAUUGAGUGGCACCAUGAGGAAGACAUGGAACUUAUCUUCAGACUCACAAAUGUUCCUGACAGGCCUGCACAGUUCCGAUUCAUCAGUAGAACAUGAUAUUUUCUAGAAACCAACUAGAACUAUGUACCUGUCUACCAUCUUGUGUCUGUUUGAACAUUAUGUGACAAACCUAGUUAACAACAAUCCACCUCUGUUCUCAAUCAGAGCACAUCAGAUGAAACCGAUGAAGCAUCAAUCAUGCAAGCAGAUGAUUUGAUGAUAUGUCAGAGGUUCAAAGACAAUCGGUUCAUUAAGCAGUGGUUUUUUUCUUGAUGUGUUGCUAACUUUUCAGCGUCGAUUGUGGCCUUCAGGAUAUCAAAGUUUGUUUGCAGUGUUGCCCACAAGACCUCAUG
Lytechinus variegatus (green sea urchin) is the source of this 2504-nucleotide messenger RNA. Its product is annotated as cytochrome P450 10-like. The transcript is spliced from 10 exons. The coding region runs from base 661 to 2208 and encodes 515 amino acids. Gene Ontology annotation, molecular function: monooxygenase activity; iron ion binding; heme binding. The record is from RefSeq and is a predicted model, not a curated record. NCBI's taxonomy places the organism in Eukaryota, Metazoa, Echinodermata, Echinoidea, Temnopleuroida, Toxopneustidae.